AGAUAGUCUUUUAAAGCUUUUUUCUUUUUGAUCUUUCUGUAUCUUGUUGAACAUUUAUUUCAAAUGAAUUUAUGACAGCCAAGGCAGCUGUAACACACCUAGGAAAGAGGAUAAAGAAAGCAAAGACCGUGGCCCCUAAGAGACACAAACUAGUCUAAAACUAAAGCGGAAAAAUCCUCCCAAAAAGCGAAGCCCAGAGGGGAGAAGGUAGAAAGGGUUAAAAUUCUUUUGAUUGACGUGGUAGCCUCCGGUGCCCUGGGCUCAGGCGCGCGCCAUUGGCCACCAGACCUUGUGCCUGGCGGCCAAUGGGGGGGCGCGGUCCACGAGCGGUGCCGCGUGUCUCCUCCUCCCAUUGGCUGAAAGUUACUGUGGGAAAGAAAGUUUGGGAAGUUUCACACGAGCCGUUCGCGUGCAGUCCCAGAUAUAUAUAGAGGCCGCCAGGGCCUGGGGAUCACACUGGAUCCGGAGCUGGUGCUGAUAACAGCGGAAUCCCCCGUCUACCUCUCUUCUCGGUCCUGGAAUAGCGAUCGCCUAGUAGCCAUAAAAAUAUUACAAUAAACCCUCAGCACUUGCUCAGUAGUUCGGUCUCAAGAAAAGGGACGUUUAAAAAAUUAUUUUUGGUUGAAGGACUCCAGAAAUAAAAUUCUCUAGGGACUUAAAAAAAAAAAGGAAGGAAAAUGCCAGCUGAUAUAAUGGAGAAAAACUCCUCGUCCCCGGUGGCUGCUACCCCAGCCAGUGUCAACACGACACCGGAUAAGCCAAAGACAGCCUCUGAACACAGAAAGUCAUCAAAACCAAUCAUGGAGAAAAGGCGGAGAGCAAGAAUCAAUGAAAGUCUGAGCCAGCUGAAAACACUGAUUUUGGAUGCCCUCAAAAAAGAUAGCUCGCGGCAUUCCAAGCUGGAGAAGGCGGCCAUUCUGGAAAUGACAGUCAAGCACCUCCGGAACUUGCAGCGCGCGCAGAAGGGGUACGCCGCACUGAGCACAGACCCGAGCGUGCUGGGGAAGUACCGCGCUGGCUUCAGCGAGUGCAUGAACGAGGUGACCCGCUUCCUGUCCACGUGCGAGGGCGUUAACACCGAGGUGCGCACCCGGCUGCUCGGCCACCUGGCCAACUGCAUGACCCAGAUCAAUGCCAUGACCUACCCCGGGCAGCCGCACCCCGCCUUGCAGGCGCCGCCGCCCCCGCCGGGACCCGGCGGUCCCCAGCACGCGCCGCCCUUCGCGCCGCCGCCGCCGCUCGUGCCCAUCCCCGGGGGCGCGGCGCCACCUCCCGGCGGCGCCCCCUGCAAGCUGGGCGGCCAGGCUGGAGAGGCGGCCAAGGUGUUCGGCGGCUUCCAGGUGGUACCGGCUCCAGACGGCCAGUUUGCCUUCCUCAUCCCCAACGGGGCCUUCGCGCAUAGCGGCCCCGUCAUCCCCGUGUACACCAGCAGCAGCGGAACCUCCGUGGGCCCCAACGCAGUGUCGCCGUCCAGCGGCCCCUCGCUCACGGCCGACUCCAUGUGGAGGCCGUGGAGGAACUGAGCGAUUCCGGGCUCCUCUUCCCCUACCUCCCCGCACCCCAUCCUCCCAACCUCCGGACACUAAACAGGAAUUUGGAUCCUGGGCGGGGAGAAAACUUUUGUGAUUGGUUACCUUGUUAUUUUUUUAAUUUCUAAAAAAAAGUUACUUUUUUUUUCUAGAGAGCUGUAUUAAGUGACUGACCAUGCACUAUAUUUGUAUAUAUUUUAUAUGUUCAUAUUGGAUUGCGCCUUUGUAUUAUAAAAGUAAAGAUGACAUUUCGUUUUUUACACGAGAUUUCUUUUUAUGUGAUGCCAAAGAUGUUUGAAACUGCUCUUAAAAUAUCUUCCUUUGGGGAAGUUUGAGGAAAUAUAAUAAAAGAGUGAAGGUG
Molecule: messenger RNA, 1890 nt
Organism: Ochotona princeps (American pika)
Lineage: Eukaryota; Metazoa; Chordata; Mammalia; Lagomorpha; Ochotonidae
Gene: HES1
Product: hes family bHLH transcription factor 1
Exons: 4
Coding region: 678-1523 (281 amino acids)
Biological process (GO): regulation of transcription by RNA polymerase II; negative regulation of neuron differentiation; anterior/posterior pattern specification
Cellular component (GO): nucleus
Molecular function (GO): E-box binding; DNA-binding transcription factor activity, RNA polymerase II-specific; protein dimerization activity
Source: RefSeq, a predicted model, not a curated record